Molecule: messenger RNA, 6509 nt
Organism: Cataglyphis hispanica
Lineage: Eukaryota; Metazoa; Arthropoda; Insecta; Hymenoptera; Formicidae
Gene: Ask1
Product: mitogen-activated protein kinase kinase kinase 15
Exons: 25
Coding region: 388-4470 (1360 amino acids)
Biological process (GO): protein phosphorylation; MAPK cascade
Molecular function (GO): protein kinase activity; ATP binding; protein binding
Source: RefSeq, a predicted model, not a curated record
GCUGCCAUCUGUGAAGUUUCACACGCGGAUCUGGAUGCACUAGUGCACGACCUCGACUUCGACUUCCUUCAGGUUUGUGUGUUCUAGAAGGAAUGGAUGGGUGGUGAUUUCUAUGAUGCGCACAACAGCUUUAUCUUUGUGCAAUCUUGUGAAGAAUGUGAACAAUGAUCUCUUCGAGGAGUGAUAGUUGUAUGUUUUAUCUCAGGUUGAGUUUCAACAAGAGAAACCAGUAUCGUGCAAAAGAGAAAUGAUAUACAUUUGUUUUUAUAUUUUAGCAGGUACAAUCAUCAAGUUCAGCCAUUUAAUUUUUUUGGAAUAUACUAUAAAGUAAGAACUCAAGAAUAUAAUAGCACAGUAUAUAUAGUUGGCGACAGAGCCUCAAGCAAUAUGCCUUCUAUUUGUGGCGAUAUGGUCGAUAUGACUGCUACUUCACAAUCAGGCAUGGAAGGCAUUUCUAGUACAGACAGUGUUGGAACACAGAGUGAUAUAUCAGGACAUACAACUGUACCAGGAAGGCCCAGGAUGGAUGUGGCCUGUGUCUUGGAUUUGCAACAACCAGAACAUCUUGCUCAACGAAAGAAAGCAUUAGACGAAGUUAGACAAGCCUGUAAUCUGGUCAAUGCCAAUAUUCAUCAUAUUCAGUUUGAAAAGCUCGAUUUUGGUGAAACCAAUGUGUUGGAUACAUUUUAUAAUGCUGAUGUGGCAGUUGUUGAUUUAAGUAUUCAAUUGCAACAAUCUGCGUUAUUUUAUCAUCUUGGUGUUAGAGAAAGUUUUGGUAUGAAAGAAAACAUAUUGCUGUAUAAUGAUGUAGAUACAGAGGCAACAAUUAGACUCAAGUUAUCCUGUGGCAGCUACACAUUUGUUUCAUAUCGUGUUGUGGAAUCAUGUGGCUCAUGUGUAGCUACUAAUCCAGCAACCAGUAGAAUUACAGGCGAAGAAACGACAGAUCCCAAACAACAUCUCACUCUAAAAUUGAAGAAAUUGCUUCAAGAUGUAGAGAUACAAUCCAAAGCACAUAUGAAAGAAAAAUUUUUAGCAGAUCUGCGCAAAGCGCGCGAGACAUAUUCUGGAGAGGAACUUUCCAGAACUCUGAAUAAUAUGCGUAAACGUUUAGAUGAUCCAAAUGUUUUAUCGGGAGAAGUUGUUUUAAAUGUGCUUAUUUCAUUUCGAGAAAUACAGGAUUAUGAUGCAAUGGUACAAUUGGUUGAUGACUUAAAAACUAUACCAACUCACAAAAAUUAUAUAAAUACUCCAGCUAUAAGAUAUUUGUAUGCGUUUGCUCUAAAUCGACGAAACAAAGAGGGCGAUCGAGAAAGAGCACUAAAAGUCAUUGAAAAAGCAUUAGAAAAGAAAGAAAAUCAUGUUCCAGAUAUGUUGUGUUUAUGUGGAAGAAUAUAUAAAGACAAAUUUGUAGAGAGCAGACAUACAGAUCAGGAGAGUUUAAAGAAUGCGAUCCACUGGUAUAGAAAAGGUUUUGAGGUCCAACCUAAUGAAUAUGCUGGUAUAAAUCUUGCUACUUUAUUGGUCAUAGCUGGAAAUGAAUUCUCUAAGAGUGAAGAGUUACAACACAUAGGAAUGGUACUAAAUAACUUAAUUGGCAAGAAAGGCAGUUUAUCGAGCUUAAAGGAUUAUUGGGACGUAGCAACAUUUUUUGAAAUUAGUGUAUUGGCAGAAGAUUAUUCAAAAGCAAUACAAGCAGCCUUGUGUAUGUUUAAAUUGAAGCCACCAAAUUGGUAUCUGAAGUCGACAAUAGGCAAUAUAUCACUGAUAAAUAGAUUCCGUAAAAAAAAUGAGGAAGCUGAAAUUGCACCAGAGGAACAAAUAUUUAGUUUUUGGAUGGACUACUUUGUCGAAGCUACAAAGGCGGAGGUUGGCGAUAGUAUAUGGUUUCCAAUUUUAGUGUUGGAACCAACAAAAAUUUUAAUGCCGAGCUACGUGAACGUAAAUCUUGGUGCAGAGGAGAAGUCUAUACAUAUAAGGAAUUUGUGUAAUUCGUGUUUGGAUAAUAUGAGAAAUAAUAAUUGUAAGCAAGUUCAUGAUUGGCUUUUUACUGCAAAUAUGAUACGCAGUAUGAGUUUAUACAAGAGGGAUGAAAGGUGCCUUUUCUUAUACGUUCAUCAAAAUUCGGAUGACUUUCAAAUGUACUUGCCAUCGGUACAAUGUAGACAAAGAUUUUAUGAUCUGAUAUUAGAAAUGACUAGGGAUCAGGAAGGCAUGGUUACAGAUUUGGAUGCUUACAUGACUGAUGAUUGCAUGAAGUAUGAAUAUGAAUUGGAUGAUCAAAAUAAGCGUAUAAUUCUCGGCAAAGGUACAUAUGGCAUAGUGUAUGCAGCACGCGAUUUGAAUACGCAAGUAAGGAUAGCAGUAAAAGAAAUUCGUGAACGAAACUUGGGUGAUGUACAGCCUCUUCAUGAAGAAAUAAAAUUACAUAGCCAAUUGAGACAUAGAAAUAUCGUCCAAUAUUUAGGAUCAGUAAGUGAAGAUGGAUAUUUCAAAAUUUUCAUGGAACAAGUUCCUGGAGGAAGUUUAUCAGCUUUGUUAAGAUUGAAAUGGGGUCCUUUAAAAGAAAAUGAAUCAACCAUCUCAUAUUAUACUAAACAAAUGUUAGAAGGCCUUAAAUAUCUCCAUGAUCAAAAAAUAGUCCAUAGAGAUAUAAAAGGCGAUAAUGUAUUGGUAAAUACAUAUAGUGGAGUAGUAAAAAUAUCUGAUUUCGGUAUGUCGAAACGUUUGGCUGGCUUAUGCCCAAGUACAGAAACAUUUACUGGAACAUUACAAUACAUGGCACCAGAAGUUAUUGACAAGGGUCAACGUGGGUAUGGUGCGCCUGCGGACAUUUGGUCUUUAGGUUGUACAAUAGUUGAAAUGGCAACUGGAAAGCCUCCAUUUAUCGAACUGGGUUCUCCACAAGCAGCUGUUUUUAAAGUGGGGUACUACAAAAUACAUCCCGAGAUACCAUCAGAGUUGUCUGAAAGAGCAAAAAGUUUUAUAUUACGCUGUUUCGAGCCAAAUCCUGAUAUAAGAGCAACUGCUGCAGAACUAUUGGAGGAUCCAUUUCUUAAUGAGAAAAAGAAGAGCAGCAGAUUAGCUGCACCACCAGAUUUCAGUAGAAGUAUAUCAGUUCCUGCAGACAGAUUGGAACGUUUAGGAAAAUGUGAUAAAAUGAAUGAUAACCAUAUUGUCGCUGCUACAUCUAUGCAGAUAUCUCAAUCAGAUGAUAUCAGUGGAGGGUUAACGAAGUCAAGCCCAUUGAGGGAACGCAGUCCAGCUCACCUAUUAUCUCCUAUCAGCAUGCCUACUACAACCCUUUCUUUUAACAGUACCAUAGGGAAUACUCCAUCGAUAGAUACUAGUGAAAGUGAUAUAGCAAGUGCCUCAAUAACACGAAGAAGUUCAUCUGGUGGACUAUUAUCACCAGAAGUUGAAUUGGGAGGACAACCAGGUCAAAAAUCUGGAGAAGAACAGGAGGGUUUUUAUUUAUUAAAAAAGGAUAGCCAAAGACGCAUGACAUUAACGAGAGUUCUCAAUCAAGAUGAGGCAAAAAUUUGCGAAGUUUGGAUGAGAGGUAUACAUCAAGCAGAAGGACAAACGGUGCUGCAGAUGAGUCAGUUGGUAUUGCUCAUGCGCGGUUUGAGAGAUUAUAUUGCAGAGCAAAAUCAGGAAGUGAUAGUAACUGCUAUUCGAACAUUAAAAGAGGAAUUGGAUUUUGAUUCGACUGCUAUUAAUCACCUACAUUUGGCCAUUUAUUUAUUUCAAACGGCAGUAAACGAAGUUCUCAGAAUGCAUAGUAUAAAGCCACAUUGGAUGUUUGCCUUAGAUAACUUGGUGAGAAAUGCUGUGCAAGCUGCUAUCACUGUGUUAUCUCCUGAAUUGGGAGCUAACUUACUUGGACAAGAGCGAGUACAACCUGGCGGUCAAGGACCUGAAGAGGAAUCAACUUCUGGAGUAUCGACCGUAAAUUCUGUAAAAUCCCAAAAAACUGCCGAUUCCAUUGAUAAUAAGUAUUGGAAAGAAUAUAAAGAUCAAAUGGGAGCACUAAAGAUGGAAAAUAUGAAGCUGCUGCAAGAAUUGAUAGAAAGUCAGAAAGCAUAUCAGACAUUAUUACAGCAAGCUCUCGAAGAACAGAGAGCUCAAGUUAAUACAUUGACGCAUUUGUGUGAAAAUAUUAAUAAGAAAGCAGUGAGGCAGGAAUCUGGUUAUAAUUCUUGCAUCUCACCAAAUAUAUCUGAGCAAUCAACAUCCUUGACAAUUACUGAUACACAUAACAGUAUUCCUUCGCAUUCAGAUAUGGCUCUUGUCAAUUGGUUAAGAAAUCUUCAGGUAGAUGAUAUAUCGAUUGAUAGGUUUCUAUAUGAGGAAUAUACACUGGAAGAUAUUUUACAUCAUGUAACACGAGACGAUUUGCGCAGGCUAAACUUAAGGGGAGGAAUUGAACUCAGGAUAUGGCAAGCUAUACAGAGACAUAAUUCAUGAAAAUUAAUGGAAAUUAAAUUGUAAAGAUUAAUGAAUUAUAUCUAUUUUUUGUCACUAUUAGUGAGAUAAUAUAAUUAGUAAUUGAAGUUUCAAGCAGGGUAAAAAAUAUUUGUUUUUCGCGUGCGCUAAAUCGUUUAGUUUAUCAUCAGAUAAAGACAACGCUAUAAAUCGAUCACAUACAUGCUAUACUAUUAUGCUGGACAUAAACCGAAUUUCUAUAGAAAGAGAGUUUCUUUUAUGACAUUAUAUAAUAAUGAUAUUACUUGUUUAUGUCGUAGUUCCUAUAAAAAUUAGAUGAAUAUUACUCUUUACACAAACAAUCAUAUAAAAAAAAUCUAUGCACAUGAUGAUGUAUUAACGAAAUGUAUUAUGCUUGAAUAGGUUUUAUUACAGAUUUUUAUAUUACAGCUUUAUUUUAGAUUUUAAAUACUUUGUUAAAAUUUCAUGAUAUAAAAAAUUAAUAUUUUUAUAUAUGGAAUAUAUUUCAUACAUUACACAUUUUUCUAUUAUAAGAAAUUUUGUAAAUUUUUAAAUGAUUUUUAAAUUAUAUAUUUAAAAUCAAUCAAUAUAUUUAUUUAAAUAUAUAUUUAAAAUCAAUUUAGAAAAAUCAUUUCUAGAUACUUAAAAAGAAACAUUAACAAAAAGUUGCAAAUAAUAUUUAAAAAAAAAUUAUAAAUGUGAGAAGCUCUCUCUCUCUCUCUCUUAUCAAUAAUACAUUAGAUAUAUUUUUUUCUAUUCUAAAGUAAGAUAAUGUGUUCUAUGCACAACAAAGGUUAACAUAUAGACCUUUUGGUAAUACAAUUAAUGUAACUAAUAAAUCACGAGAUAUAAAUAUAUAUUCGCCGAAUAAAAGCAGUUUACUGCCAAUAAAAAAAUCUUGAUUAAAAACGAUUUAUAUUUUUACAAAAGAGUAAUAAUUUUAUAUAACAUUUGUUUAUUAAUAUUAAGGUUAAUAUUAAUAUUAAGCAAUAGUUAUCUGUAGCGUUUCCCAUUUAAACUUUUUCAUAUAAAUGAGGGCGCAAUUAUUUAUAGUGCCUUAUGAAACUCGUUCUAGUACAAGAAAAGAUAUUUAAUAUAUACAGUAUACAUAAUAUACAUAUGUAUUCGUAAGCGAUAAUAUGAAAUAAUUACAUUUUAUGUUCUCAAAGAGCAAAAUUUUACUUGCACAAAACAUAUACUAAAUCUUCCCAGUAUUCAAACAUUAAUGUAACAUGAAUGUUCCCAUAUCGAUAUUUAUCAUGUAUAUAGGAUGCUUUUUUAUAAUUUGUAAGAGCUUUAAUUGAUUCGUACUUUGUCGAAUUGAUUUAAUUAGAUGUAGUCUUCCUUUUAGAUUUUUUUUUUUGUAUAGAUACGUAUACUUUUAUGGCGAAAAAUUCCAAUCUUGUAUGCAAUAUUGGAAUAUAUAAAGGAAGAAUUAUAACAAUAUAAAGGAAGAAAUGCGUCUAUGUUUUUUGCAAGGCAUAUUAUAUAUCUAUAUAUAUAAAAUGCAUAAUAUACCUGUAUUACAUAUAUAUAUAUAUAUAUAUAUAUAUAUAUAUAAUUAGUUUUUUAUGUGUAAUAAUUGAAUUGAAUUUAGCAAGUAUCUGAUAUAUUUUAACAAACUCUCAAGAGAUUAUUUUCUUGAAAACCCAGUGCCUAACUAUUUUAAAAAUAUAUUUCUUAAGAUGGAUAAGCUGGAUUCAAUUUAAUUAUAUGCAUAUGUUGCAAUCUGUAUUAAUUAUAUGCAUGAUGUUGCAAUAUAUGAGCUAAUGACUGACAAAAUUAAUAGAAUAUUUUCUUGAAGUACUAAUACAUUAAAAAUUACAAUGCAAUAAUCACGUGUUGGUACUUGUAUUUAAGUGUUUUGCUUACAAUAGUUUUGCGUUUCGUUAGUUGUGAUUAGCCAGUCACAACAAUUGAGAAAAUAAAAUUCAAAACAAGUAUCAGAAAAGAAUCAUUAUUGUAACUCUUGUCUUUAUUUACAAAUAGGAUUAAUUAUUACUUGCGUGUGCGACCGUUUGUAAUACAAUAAUGAAUAAAUAUUUAUAUUAUUUAAUAUA